AUGUGGCCGAGAUUCGGUUUACCGAAACAAGUGGUUAGUGAUAACGGUCCUCCAUUUUUCAGUAACGAGGUCAAACAAUUUUUAAGUUCCAAUGGAAUUGAACAAAUUUUUUCAGCCCCAUAUCACCCGGCUUCGAAUGGGGCGGCGGAAAAUGCCGUUAAAUGGUGUAAACGUAAUAUUAAAAAAGCAAUUAAGUGUAGAACAGACAUACACACGUCUUUAUGUAGAUUCCUAUUAGCUUAUAGAAAUAAUCCACACUACACAACCGGUGAAAGUCCGAAAGAAGCAAAAAUGUGCAUAGGGCAUAAUUUACGCAUGCGUUUAGAUUGUUUGAAACCUGAUCAGAAAGAAUUAGUAAAAGCUCAGCAGAAACAUCUGCUGAGGGAGCGAUUAGACAAUUUGCGGCAGGUGAGGUCUGGUUCUCUGGUCUGGUCUUUUAUUUAUCAAAUAGAAGAAAAACUAGCUCAUCUGAAAGACAAAGAAGAAACUUAUGAAAGAUUUCAAGCAGAUCAGAAAAUUCAAGAUGAAAACAUACUUUGCGUGUCCUUUGAUUUACAAAAAGUUUUAAAUACACCAUAUAGCCAAAAACUAGAAAAGGCUACUGUUUCUUGGACUGAGACAGAAGGCAAACGUGGAGCAAACGAAGUGAGCACCAUCUUAGAAAAUUAUAUCAAGAUGGUAGACGAUUGUAGAGAUAAAUAUUUUAAAGGUAAUCUGACGGGGAAAAUAUCGAAGGUACGUACAGCAACAUUUAAGAAACCCGAGCCACAGAAAAUUAUAGUCAAAUAUACAAUGGCGACUGAUAAUCCAGUAGAAGAAAUAGAAAUAACAAACAAAAACAAAAAUCUACAGCUUAAAAAAAUCUACAAAACUCGAUUGCCUAUAUCAAAGAAGAAAUACCAAGAUUUGUGGAAACUUUGUACAUCAAUGAUAAUUCCUGAAAUGUAUCACUAUGAAUAUGAAAAUUUUCCUUGUGCCGCUAAUGUUCAGGAUACCCUUCAAGAUACGGAUGUCGAAGACAUUUUCUAA
Parnassius mnemosyne (clouded apollo) is the source of this 1029-nucleotide messenger RNA. Lineage: Eukaryota; Metazoa; Arthropoda; Insecta; Lepidoptera; Papilionidae. The record is from the annotation of a GenBank genome assembly.